AAGGUGAAGGUCGAUUUCCAAGCACAUGUUCGCAAUGGCGUCGGAUAGCGAGGAUGAUGUAAACAUGGAAGGGGAUGAAGAGGAAAGAGACGAAAAUGACGAUGAGAUGCAAGAAGACGAAGGAGGGAACAGUGAACCAAGAGUUUACCUUCCGGGCGGGGAAAUGGACGAUGACGAAGAAUUAGUCUGCGAUGAAUCGGCCUACAUAAUGUACCACCAAGCUCAGACUGGUGCACCAUGCUUAAGUUUUGACAUUUUGCGAGAUGACUUGGGUGAUGACAGAGACACAUUUCCUCUGACUUGCUACUGUGUUGCUGGAACCCAGUCAGAGAGAGGCCACACAAACCAUGUGAUUGUGAUGAAGAUGGCUAACUUGCACAAAACCAAAGAAAAGGAAGAGUCUGAGGAUGAAGAAAGCGAUGAUGAGAAGGAUGAGGAGGAAGAUGGAGAAACACCCGAGCUGGAGACAGUACUGAUGAAACACAGUGGCAACGUUAACAGAAUACGAGCAACCAAUACUGGACAGAAGUCUAUAGCAGCGUCUUGGUCAGAGACUGGGAAAGUUCACAUAUGGGACUUGACUCGGCCAUUAGAUGCAGUGAAAGAUGUUGGUGUUAUGGCAACAUACACAAGGAAUCAAGAGUCUCCACCUCCCAUCUUCACAUUCACUGGUCACCAAACUGAAGGCUUUGCUCUUGACUGGUCUCCAACAGUGACAGGUCGCUUGCUGAGUGGCGACUGUCACAAACACAUCCACUUAUGGACCCCGCUUGAGGAUGGGACAUGGAAGGUGGACCAGCGGCCAUUCAUUGGCCAUACAGCAUCUGUUGAGGAUGUGCAGUGGUCGCCUAAUGAAGAUAAUGUGUUCACCUCAUGCUCUGUUGAUCGAACAAUCCGAGUGUGGGAUGCCCGGGCUGCUCCAGGGAAGGCCUGCAUGCUGACAGUUACAGAUGCCCAUGAUCGGGACGUCAAUGUGAUCCACUGGAACCGACAUGAGCCCUUCAUUUUGUCUGGCGGAGAUGAUGGGAUGGUCAAGGUCUGGGAUCUUCGACAGUUUCAGGAAGGUAAAGCAGCUGCAACAUUCAAGCACCAUUCGGCACCUGUGACGUCGGUAGAGUGGCAUCCAAAAGACAGUUCUGUGUUUGCUGCGUCAGGGUCAGAUGACCAGGUGUCGUUGUGGGACUUGAGUGUGGAACGUGACAAGGAAGUAGCAGGGGCCACAGGAGCUGUGGCAGGAGAGGCAGGGGAACCGGAUGUGCCCCCUCAGUUGUUGUUCAUUCACCAAGGUCAGACAGACAUUAAGGAGGUUCACUGGCACCCUCAAUUACCGGGAGUGAUCAUCAGUACAGCUCACAGUGGAUUCAAUAUAUUCAGGACUAUAAGUGUGUGAAAUGAGAGGGAGACAAUAAAACUGAAACGUGA
Molecule: messenger RNA, 1422 nt
Organism: Haliotis rubra (blacklip abalone)
Lineage: Eukaryota; Metazoa; Mollusca; Gastropoda; Lepetellida; Haliotidae
Product: glutamate-rich WD repeat-containing protein 1-like
Molecular function (GO): protein binding
Source: RefSeq, a predicted model, not a curated record